AUGCUGACGGAGUAUAACGCAGAGCUGGCGAGGGUGGGGCAGAGACCCCCUGAUGCUUUCUCACAACCAGUCAGCCAAAUGCUGACGGAGUAUAACACAGAGCUGGCGAGGGUGGGGCAGAGACCCCCUGAUGCUUUCUCUCAACCAGGGGGAGACAUAUCGUCUGAGCUGAUGAAGGCCGUGGACGUGUUGCCUGACCUGGCGGACAAAAAGAGAGCCCUCGACGCUCACACCACCAUCGCCACGGCGGUAGUCAACGGCAUACGAGAGAGAGAGCUAGACCGGUGA
Eimeria mitis is the source of this 288-nucleotide messenger RNA. RefSeq names its product sec1 family domain-containing protein, putative. Bases 1 to 288 code for a protein of 95 amino acids. Lineage: Eukaryota; Apicomplexa; Conoidasida; Eucoccidiorida; Eimeriidae. The transcript is spliced from 3 exons. The record is from RefSeq and is a predicted model, not a curated record.